UCUGCCUUUCGCCGGCCACGAAGGUAAUAGUGAAUGGCUUGACAGCCCAUUAUAGUGUGAGGGAUCCGCGCAGCCGUAAUUGCGCAACGAUGGCAGACUCGGCGUCCCUGGAGGACACGCUGCCCGAGGAGGAGAGGGAGUUUCAGAAGGUUAUUGCUUUGAUCGGAGGUAAAGAGAGGAUCUAUUUGGUCAGUGAUGCCUGUAAAAGUAAAGACGUGGCUGAGGAUGACGCCGGAAUACUGCAGGAGUUCCUACGUGACAUGUUUCACAUCAACAGCCUUCCCAACAGCAAUGGACAACCCUGUUCGCCUCCUUCAAAUAGCCACGACGACUCUCCAAGUGGAAACCACGCUUGCCCCAAUACAGAGAGAGUUCAAAUGAAUGAAAUACCACUAACGGUGAGGCCCGAGGAUGUUGAUUUGAAAGCCAGUCCUGUGGGAGAGGACACGGUGAAGGAGACACGGACGGCGCGCAACGGAAACCCUCAGAAAACAGCAACGAGGGGGGCAAACAUUUACAGCCACAAACGAGCGAUAGACUCUCAUGUCAUCAUAUUCAUCUUCAGACAGUCAUUCGUCAGCAAAAUUUCCAAUGAAGUGUACCUGAAAGAGAUUUUGAAGGACGUAAAGGCGCGUACGAAACGUGCCAGAAUUGCUCGACCAGCUCUAGUUGGAUUAAUACACACCAAAUUAGAGAGCGCCGAGGCUCAUCAGUGUGCGCAACUCUUGGAGCGUCUGAUCCGCUCAGUCUUCCACAAACAUUCACCAGAGACAAUAUGGGUUGGCUGUUUCAUCCCGAAGACAGAUGCCCAAACGCUCAGCAUCAAGAAAAAUACCUGCAAAGUUAUAUAUUCAUCUCAAACUGCAGAUAAUACCAGGAAUAGAGGGGAGCCGCUUUUCUGGCCAUUCCAAUGUUUGUCCUGGCCUCAGAGAAGAGAAGAUAGAGGUCAGGCCAACAGCUCUCCAGCCAGCAGGCAAAGAGGUGACAGUGGAAGUGUAGAGGAAGGUAUUCCUCUAAAAGUCAGUUCCUUUACUUCUGGACCUCAUGUGGACAAAGAAUCAGCUGGAAGAGACAGUUGAUGUCAUGGCACAGGACCUGUGGCUGCAGGCAAAUCACUGUAGACAAUACCGUUUUUACUGUGAAGAGAAGAUUUGAGGAGCUCUACUCUACAUGUGAUGGGGUGUCCUCGUGGUGCUCAAUAUUCCCACUGCUGAGCCAAUGUCAUUCAUGUCGUGAACUGAAGGAAUAUGUUGUUAAAUACUGAAAUCUCUGACCAUUUUGCUGGUUUAUACAAUGUAUUUUAUUGUACAACAGGAUUUAUUAUGUACAUGUAAACUAUUGACCAGUUAGUCAUAUGAGCUAUAUCACAUCAAAACACUAAAAUCACUCUUUAUUUUAUUUCGAAAGCUUUAGAUAGAGACUUGUAAUUUAUUACAGGUUGAGAAAAGGCUUGGUUUGAGAGCUAAUAGCACAAGUGCUUCUUUAACAUGAUGCAUAGCCAAGCACAGGGCAGGAUUAUCAACUGAAUGAAAUGGGCCAUGCUCAAGAACUCCAGAAGCCCCAAAAGCCCCAUUUGUGCUAAUUUAAUUGAGGAUUUGUAUGAUAACCACAAUAUCAACUGACAUAUAAUGGGUCAUUCUUUAAUUGCUUAAUAGGUGCCCAGCAGCUAAUUUUUUGCUUCCAGACUAUCCAGCAAGUUAAUCCAGCCAAUCGUGCAAUGUGAAUCUUUUAUUUUUUCACUGUCACUUAUUGAUAUUGUGUGCCUUAGAUGUGCUGUCAACUGCUGCAUUAUGAGCAUUAGGAAUGGAACAGUGUCUUUUUCACUUUUUAUGUAUUUAUGUGGGCCAUUGAAUUGUCCAUUCAAAUAAACAUGUGAUAACACAUUA
Messenger RNA from Scomber japonicus (chub mackerel), 1886 nucleotides. RefSeq lists its product as uncharacterized. Lineage: Eukaryota; Metazoa; Chordata; Actinopteri; Scombriformes; Scombridae. The transcript has 3 exons. The record is from RefSeq and is a predicted model, not a curated record. The coding region runs from base 90 to 1079 and encodes 329 amino acids.